CGAUUAGACCGUCGGACCGCGCUGACGUCAGAAGCAUGCUUGAGGGCCGACCACCGUGCGGAUGUAUUUAUUUUCGUUCGCUUGGAAAUAAAUACGAGGUUUGGCGUCCACGGCGUCGCGACGGUUCCAGUUAAACGCACGCCGGGCGUUCGCGCGGUUAUCGGGCGCCUUUAUGUCAGGAAACGAACGUUACGAGAAUUUGCCGCAAUGCCACCCUUAAAAACGCCCUCGGACGCAUAGAGGCCCGUCGUCGUGGUAGAAGAUGCCGGUGUGGUGAAAGAAACGCUAGUGACGCGCGUGUUUUUUUAUCGGGUGGGUUUGUCAAAGAAUAUGUGACUGAUUUAGCGGGGUAGAACGCAUAAGUGGACGCGUAGGGGUAAUUCGACGCCAUGGGGAAUUCAUGUAGCAGUGGGCAAGGCCACAAGGAUAAGGAUAACAUGUCGCAGAGAUCGGAAGAGUCCGCCAGUUACCAGGUGCGAACGAGCUUGCCUUCAGAGAAACAACAGACGUUGCUGAACCACAUUACGCCGCAUAGCGGGGUGAUUUUGGAACCUGCGACCGCCGGUCAGCAAGCGCUUCAGCAACAUCAGCAAGCUGCGGCUCCGAUGACCACGGCAUCCCAUCCUUUGGAAAUAAAAAACCCCAAUCUAUCGAAGAUUUUGAAAGGGGCAUCCGAUUCGCUAUCCCUGUCGUCGCCGAUUAGCCCUAAAGGUUUCGACAAACUGACGGAGGACGAUGUGCCCAAAGAAGUGUCCAGCUUGUCCGAGCCGCUCCAGAAUCUCGUCAUGGGACGCGUGACGUACGCGAAAACGUCACUUAAGUGUCGCAAGAUCGUUAUCUACGUGUGCGCGGCCGAUUCUCAAGACUGUAUCGUCGAAAAGGGUGCCCUCCAUAACGUGGUCUACCCCGCGCUGAGAGCACACUGCAGGACCCGCGGCUACGAGCUCCACAUAGUGGACCUCCAUUGGAAAACGCUGCUGGAAAAGCAGCAGGAUCACGAGUUCCCAGAACUUUGCAUUGGAGAAUUGACGAGGCAAAUGGAGGUAGCCUACGUCAUACCCGUGCUGUUCCUAAACAACUCUCUCGGGACCCAACUGUUACCAAUCACGAUAGAGAGCGCCGACUUCAAGAUGGCGCUCGAGAGUACCGGAAAUCAGUCCGCCCAGGGACUCCUGAAGAAAUGGUACACGUUGGAUAGUGACGCUCAGCCUCCCUGCUACAGGCUUCGGCCUAUCUCGUGUCACAUACCCGGGUUCAAGGAGAGCUCACUUGAGGACAGGGAGAAAGCUUUUGAGGAAUGGGCCCACGAGAUCGAUAAAAUGCUCGGCGUCCUCAUCAACGUGUUCUCGACCGAGCUGAGGGACACUUACCUGACCACCGUCGUCGAGCAGGAGGUGCACAACACCGUAUUCAUGAGCCAAGAGAUGGCGAAGCGAUGUAUCUGGUUGAACAGGGUGUACACGCCAACACCCAAAACACCAGACAACCUUAGUCCAGGCGAGGCAGAAGCUCAACGCAGAUUGAACAUGCUGCAGAAAGAUCUAAGGGAGCAGUUGACCGAGAAGCACAUAGUUCGGAUCCAGGUGAGGUAUUCAGACGAUGGGUUGGACAUGGACCUUCCCGAGCACGAGCAGUACGUGUCGACGGUAACGACCCACUUGAGGAAACACCUCUACGAGACCAUCGACUCUAUCAUCGAAGAGCACCAAAGCAAAACUAUGUCCAAGGCCAGUUACGGCGUGGAGGCUGCUUUGUUUGACGAACUGAAUGUGCAGAUCGGUUUUUGUCAGAGAGCAGCUCAAUGUAGCAUCAAUCGCGAGAAAACGAUCGAGGAGAUCAAGGGAUACGUCGCUGGCGAAAACAACCUGCCGCUGAUAGUCCACGGACCUAGCGGCUGCGGCAAAACCACCCUGCUGGCAAAAAUAGCCCAGUGCUGCCAGCAGACCUUGCCUGAAGCCUUCCUCGUUCUUAGGUUCGUGGGUAUCAGCGAGCAAUCCGACACCAUCGAGCAAUUGCUCAGCUCGAUCAGCAACCAAUGGUCACUGCUAGCUUACGGACACAAGUGCUAUUUCAACCACAGCGUAGAAGUGUACAAGAAGAUGGUACCGUCUCUGUUGAAAGCGAGUAGCUUGCAACGACCCAUGGUUGUGAUCUUGGACGGGUUGGAUCAGGCGAGGGACUACAGUGCGAAGGAGGUGGAUUGGGUCCCGGCCAAAUUGCCCGAUAAUAUUAAACUGAUUAUUUCUGUAUCAGAAGAUAGUCAAACGUACAAGGACCUGAAGAAAAGACUGAGCGAGAGCAACUUCGUGAAGAUGCCACUGUUAGGUGAAACGGAAGCGAAAAACAUCUUCAUGUCGAGCGUAAUGCAGUACAACCAUAGCGUCAAUUCAAAGAUUCACGAAUGCGUGGUGAAGUCGGUGAAGGAAUGCACUGUACCACUCUACGCCAAGAUUGUGGCGUGGCAAAGUUCUUGGUGGACGGAUAAGGACCAUCAGUUGAAACUCAGAAGUGAGCUCACCGCUCAGAUGGACCUGAUGCUCGAGGAAUUGGAGAGCAUCCUGGGCGGAACGCAGGUCCAGCACGCGCUCGCCAUCAUCACGUGGACGAAACACGGCGUGACGGAUUCCGAAAUGGUGGAUUUGCUCGCGUUCGACGACUCAUUCCACAGUAGUACCACCUACGUUCCGUGGGCCCCAGCUUGUUUGGCGUGGUCCAGAUUAAUAAAACAUCUGGCUCCGUUCUUCGGUUGGUCGUUGACCGGCGGUGUGCUAGGUAUCCGGUGGAAGGAUGAGCUUUUGAGAAAGGCGGUCGCGAAAAGGUACAGCGGCGUUGAAAGAUGGGCGCAUCGGGUGCUUUUCGAUUAUUUUAACGGCAAGUGGUGGGAGGAGAGGGCGGGGUCGUUGCAAGCGAGACUCGUAACUCAGGAUAUCCGUCUCGGAAAAUGUUACAAUCGCAGAAAACUUGACGAGCUGCCUUUCCACUAUCACCACCUCAACAACGACUUUGAGGACUCGCCUUUUAUCUCCGACCUCUCGUGGAUCUUCGAGAAAGUCUGCGGUUCUGAUGUGUUCCAAGUCCUUGAGGAUAUUAAUCUGUUGCCCAAGAUCAAAAACAACCUGACAAUCGUCAUCAAAGACUUCUUAGAGCGUCACGCUUCCGCCCUCAACUAUGACGGCCGUCAGUUUUACUCGCACCUUUACAUGUACCUGAAAGAGAGACUGAAAAGCCAAAGUCAGAACGCCAAGAUGAAAGAGAUGUUCAGGCAUUGCGAGUUGCCUCCGGUAACUUCGCUGAUACCUCUCAAUUGUGAAGACACUGGAGAGAUCGAGGACGACUGCAAGUACAACCGUACCUGCGCGUUCGACCUCUUGGUGAAGCUUCCCAACACCCACCGUUUCUUGGUGACGAUCUCUACAGACAAGGAGCAAAUUUGCGUCUGGGAUAUCGUGAAAUGCGAACCUAUUAGGAUACUAAAGGGCGUACCUCAUCCCACUAACUUGAUACCCAUAGACGAGUACCGCUGCAUCGUGCUAUGCAGGAGGGAGCUGAGGAUAUACGAUCUAAACACAGGCAGUUUCGUCACCAAACUCAAGGGUGUAAUGAACCAGAAGAUGCCGUACUACGGGCUCCACGACCAAAGUCAUUUAGUAGCUUUAAGCAGAAAUAGGAUGUACAUAAAUCUAAUGAAUUUGGAAACUGGCGAUUGCGUCACCACGUUCAAGGCUGGCGAAGACAGAUUCCUAAAUUCCCUGUUGGUUUCAGGGGAUGGAAGGGUUCUGGUCUGUGGCGAUGAGACUCAAAAGCCUUUCCCUUUGCUUGUGUGGAACUUAAAGUCCAAAAAGUUGCUCUACGACCUUCGAAUACCGCAUCAUGAUUUUAUUACCAGCUUGUCGGCAAUCACGUACGAAGGCAAUUACGUCUGUUGUGUGUGCCACGAAAUUGACGAGCCCAGCCCAAAUUUUAUCGUGGUUUACGAUCUGCAAAGCGGCACUCUGUUCAAAAAGUGGAAGCCGUCUUGCAACACCGUCUCCUUAGAGAUCAGUUCGCCUGGAGGUUGCGUGAUUUCCGGCCUCGAAGACGCAAGGAUAUUAGUCUGGGAUCUUAUCACCGGCAACUGUCGAUUUUCUUUGAGCGGUCACACGGCUCCGGUGUCCUGCCUAAAAUUGGACUCUUCCGGUGGAAUAUGUCUUUCCUCUGAUUCCGACUGCAGGGAUAGGUCCAUUAGGCUGUGGGACAUCAACAAAGGCAAUCUGGUGUCGGUGUACACUCCUGGUACGAAGAUCAGCGCCUGCGAGGUGACCGAAGGAGGUCGUCACGUCGUCCUCGCCCUAGGUGGCCACAAGGACCUGGUGACGUUGCAACUCAGGGGACCUGACGUCCUGGACGCCCUUUCCGCCGAAGAGACGUACGGCGACCAAGAUAACAGAGGCAAAACUUUUGAUUUUGGUGAUGAGAAGUGCUGAUAAGCUGUUCCGGC
Messenger RNA from Cylas formicarius (sweet potato weevil), 4477 nucleotides. RefSeq names its product NACHT and WD repeat domain-containing protein 2. The transcript has 21 exons. The coding region runs from base 390 to 4463 and encodes 1357 amino acids. NCBI's taxonomy places the organism in Eukaryota, Metazoa, Arthropoda, Insecta, Coleoptera, Brentidae. Gene Ontology annotation, molecular function: protein binding. The record is from RefSeq and is a predicted model, not a curated record.